AUGGAAGUUAAUCCCAUAGUUACUAUGCUUCAGUUUCUCCACGACAUUUCCUCGUCGCGGUGGCGAAGCUUGCGUGCUAUGCUUUCGGUGGCAUGUGCCUCCUCCAGUUGGAUGUCCAGUAAUAAAAAGUGGACCAAUUCGGUGCACGCUGUGUCUCACCUAAAAAAUCCACUACGCAAGCUGGAAGAUAAACUUGCAUUUGUUGUGUUUGCAACAAGCAUGAGUUCAACCCUUAUCAAAUCUUCGUUCGCGAAGUCUAACCAUGAUGAUGAUGAUGAUGAUGAUGAUGAUGAUGAUGAUGAUGAUGAUUAUUGA
Molecule: messenger RNA, 315 nt
Organism: Loa loa (African eye worm)
Lineage: Eukaryota; Metazoa; Nematoda; Chromadorea; Rhabditida; Onchocercidae
Exons: 2
Coding region: 1-315 (104 amino acids)
Source: RefSeq, a predicted model, not a curated record